Messenger RNA from Amaranthus tricolor (Joseph's coat), 890 nucleotides. RefSeq names its product auxin-responsive protein SAUR64-like. Bases 91 to 498 code for a protein of 135 amino acids. NCBI's taxonomy places the organism in Eukaryota, Viridiplantae, Streptophyta, Magnoliopsida, Caryophyllales, Amaranthaceae. Gene Ontology annotation, biological process: response to auxin. The record is from RefSeq and is a predicted model, not a curated record. The transcript has a single exon.
UUUCCAACUCUUCCAAACCAAAAACUUAUAACUUCUACAUUGAAUCAAAAAACUCUCUUAAUCUCUCAUUGCACUCUAAAAACACACAACAUGAUCAGCACAAACAAGCUUAUUAAGAUGGCAAGAAAGUGGCAAAAGUUGGCAGCCGCGAGUAAGAAAAGGAUUUCUUGGCCAAGAUCAGUGGCUAAUGAGGGUCACUUUGUUGUCUACACUACUGAUGGAAGACGGUUCAUGAUUCCAUUGGCUUAUCUGAAGAGUGAAGUUUUCAUAGAGUUGUUUAGAAUAGCAGAAGAAGAAUAUGGAGUUACAAGUUCGGGGCCAAUUACCUUGCCUUGUGAUUCAAAAUUCAUGGAGUAUGUGAUUUCGGUGGUUCAAAGAUGUGCACCUCAGGAAUUGGAACAGGCACUGAUGAUGUCGUUAACCAGCUGCAGACACUCAGCACUGUUACAAGAACAUCAAGAACAAAGUAGUUCACAUUUACUUAUCUGUAGUUUCUAGAAUAAAUUUUGAUUCUUUUUAGUAUACAACAUGUACAUGGUUUACAUCUUUCCCUGGAAAGUUAAUGAUAAUAUAGGAAAGAGAUUCAAAUUCAAGAGUCUUUCAUUCUAUAAACACACAUUUCCCGUUAGAUAUAUUUAUUUUGUUACUUUUAAAUGUGAAGUUGCAUAGAAUAGUUUGUUAUCAAGAGUCCAUUGAAAAAAACCUUUAGUGCACAUUUCACCCAUAUGAACGAUGCAAAUUCACUACACAAAGCAACAAUUACAUUUUUCACAAUUAAGAGACUAUCAUUUUGUUAAUAGGAUCAACUUUAAACACUUCUAAAUUUGGUAAUACGAUCAGGUGAUCACCCAUCGUUCAUCGUCUCAUCCAUAAACUCAUUAUCUCUCUAU